Messenger RNA from Penicillium griseofulvum, 3354 nucleotides. RefSeq lists its product as uncharacterized. The transcript is spliced from 10 exons. NCBI's taxonomy places the organism in Eukaryota, Fungi, Ascomycota, Eurotiomycetes, Eurotiales, Aspergillaceae. The coding region runs from base 1 to 3354 and encodes 1117 amino acids. The record is from RefSeq and is a predicted model, not a curated record.
AUGGAACGAGUCGUGAUCGUCGGAGCAGGUCUUUACGGUCUCAUCGCAGCUAAAACGUAUCUACAAAUCGUCGGAGAAUACGACGGUGAAAAUACAACCAAAAGCACAAAUGAAAUCGCCGAAGUUCCUGUCUGUUUUACGGAGAGCAUCGAGGCUUGUCGAACAACCUCCAACAGUCACCUUCUUGUGAUUGACUCUGCCUCGGAUAUUGGAGGUACUUGGGCGGCAGAACGGCUUUAUCCAAAUUUGUUGAGCCAGAACUCGUAUGGUCUUUAUGAAUUCAGUGACCUUCCUCUUUCCGAUGUGGUUCCGGAGGAACAGGCGGAUGAUACACACAAUCAGUUCAUUGCAGGCUGGAAGAUCAAUCGUUAUCUCCGUGCAUGGGUUGAGAAAUGGCAGCUCGAAAAACACAUAAGAUUGAACUGGAAGGUCGACGACAUCAGUCGCCUAGAAACCAAAGAAUGGAAGCUCAACAUUAGUGUAUCCACACCCCCGGGUCGGCGCAUUACCAUUAUCUGCGACAAGUUAGUUUUGGCUACAGGAUUAACCUCAGUGCCAAAUAUCCCAGACACAAAGGGGCCAUCACAUCCCUCUGAUGAUUCUGCUCCAGUCAUUCAUGCCAAGGAUGUUGGAGAAUGGGCUCGAGAACACCUGGGAUAUCAGCCGCUGAAAGCACCUGAGCCCCAGCCCGUUAGCAUGACAGCAAAAGAGUUUCCUUACCCGCAACUGCGAUCGGUUGCUAUUUAUGGAGGUGCGAAGUCAUCAUUUGAUCUGGUCCAUUUCUUUGCGACUCUACAUCGCAACGACGCAAAGCUGCACCUCAAGUCUACACAGGAGAAUCCUGUGCAAGUACAUUGGAUCAUCCGUGAUCGAGGUGCAGGGCCCGCGUGGAUGGUGCCGCCAAUGUCUACUCUCCCAAAUGGCGACACCGUUGCAAGCGAUAAGGCUGCCAGCACCCGGUUGCUCACCCAUCUCACUCCGUGCUGCUACGAGACUCCAAAACGCCUGUCUCUUGGGCCAUCCGGGGGUCUGCACUGGGAAGGCUCAUGGCUAGCUCGGCUAUUCCAUGGCAACCCUGUAGGUCGAUGGUGGAUUCGGUGGCUCUGGCGAUCGAUUGAUAAAGGCUUGGAGGAGACGGCACAAUACGGCUCAGAUCCGAAGAUGGGAAAGCUGCGCCCAGACAAUAGUGUUGUGUCGUGCGCAUCUGGUAUUGGGAUUGCAAAUCAAGGAGACCUCUGGGAAACAAUCAGAUUACCCCAUGUGAACGUGUACCGAUCAGCCAUCACAAAUAUCGUCGCUACCAGGGCGGAGAAAACCACGGAUUCGUCAACAAAAGCGUCGGUUCAUUUGUCAGACGGCAAUUGCAUUGAUGAAGUCGAUCUGGCCAUCCAUGCGACGGGAUAUAAGCCAAUAGUUCCGAUUCGGUUCGAGCCACCAAGCCUCCGCCUAGAACUGGGGCUUUCGGCCCUAGUGGACUCGGGAGGCGCGGACAUUCCCGAGAACCGUGAAAUUCCAACGGGAACACCGGAGAUGAUCAAUGGACCACUAGAAUCCACCAUAAAUGACCGCAUCCAGCAUUGGGAAGAUCUAGAUCGACGUUUGGAGGUUACGGUCAGGAAGACCUUGAAUGCGACAAGGUGCACUUUCACAGAUCGGGGUCCUCCCUCAUGGACCGAGUUUCACAAACUGGUGCCAUAUCGCCUAUUCCGUCGCAUGGUUGCACCUGAAUUAGUCGCACAAGGCGACCGCUCGUUUGCAACACUCGGUGUUAUUCUAUCAUCAACUAUUGCUGUUGUUGCGGAGGUUCAAGCUCUCUGGGUGGCGGCGUUUUUGACGGGAGGGCUUGACUCCCCGGUGGAUAUUAAUUCGACCCCAGGCAAGGGUCUCUGGCUUGGGAGUCUUUCGCCGGAGGAUAUGGAGAAUGCUACCUCCGAGGAUGUGGUCUUGGGCUCAUUGACUGGGACUGGCCUUGAAGUUGAGGCUAUCCAGUACAAUGACACUCUUCUGCGCGACCUGGGAUUGAACCCACACCGACUCGGGGGUGGGUUCUACACUGAGCUAACAGGGGUAUAUGGGCCUUCGGUGUAUGCUGGAAUUGUGGAUGAGUGGAGGAAGGCGGUCGGUUUUGACACCCAUGUCUCUGUGAUCAACUGGGCAGUUAGGGCCGCCCGGAAACCGUCGGUCUCCCCCCUCACAGCCCUGGAGUCUCCUAUAUUCGCCUGCCAUGGAGCGCAGGAAACAAACCCGCCUGACCCGGUGUCGCACCGGAUGCAUGCGCUGUCGGGUUCGACGCCGAAAAUUUAUGGUACCCAAUUGUCCUUUUUAUCGAAGAAUGCACGUACCGUGCAAACAUCAGAAGUCGAAGCACCACCUGCUAGCUAUGAAGAGAUUCGCUUCAUCACUCAAGGGACCUCAAAAGACUGCAACGAAACUGAGGAUCAUGCGCUGGACGAAACAACCUCUCACAUUGAUGUGACUCCACAACCACAAGAAGCCGACCCUAAAACACCUAGCAAUGUCAGAGACGAAGCCGUGCCAUUAUGGCCAGCCCUGACCCCCCGUGCCGCAGAUGAACAGAACUAUACGAGCCUCAAUGACAAAGACGAAACGGCCAUCGCCGGGUUGCUGGCCCUCGGUAGUUUUGACUAUGGACUGACAUAUGCCGGCGCGUCAGAUCUUGCGACAGCGUUAGCGACCGAUGGAGACAUGCGCGUACCGCUUCCCCCAUCGUUUCCAUACUACACAGAAGUAGAUCUUGUGGCUGAUCCGUUCGAGAUGGUUUUCUUCUACGCAUACCGCCCUUUAUGGCUCUGCGCAAGAGCGAUCCAGUUUGUGCACAACGAAGAGGUUUCUCCCGAUCGGCCCCCGCUCCAUAUAUGGAUCCAGCUGGUGGAAGAACUGCAACAAUGGUAUCGUGAGCGACCAAAAGAAUUUCAACCGAUGCUAGAAUUAGAGCUGGAUGAUCAAUUAGCUGGGCCAGAAAGAAGUUUCCCGGUCGUUCUCUUUGCGAAUGGAGCAGGCUUGUUUGGCAACCAGCUAUACCAUACAGCCAUGUUGAUCUUACUACACAAUCGGCCUCGCACCGCACGCAUUGCGAACUUCCACUCUGUUGCUAUGUCGCCGUUGUGGCAUGCCCAGCGGAUAUGCAGUAUUGGCCUCAACAAUGAUCGUCAAGAGUGCUGGGAUCCAUGUCUCCUGGCAUCAUUUCUGCUGGCUGCUCGUCGGAUGACACACGAGUCGCAACAACGUGAAAUUGUGCGAGGGUUCGAUCGUAUCCGUACGGUGACAGGGUGGAACGCAACGAACUGCUUGCAGAGCCUGCGAGCAGAGUGGAACGUCCUUGAUGGGAUAUAG